AUGUGCCGACCACGUCACAAACCAACAACCACCAAACAAGGAUACCAAACCAAAGAGGAAGAGAUCCAGCACGGAUGUUCGGAAGGCCGACGUAGUGGGUCAAUCAGUGGAAACGCCAAGAAAAGUAAAGGCGGUAUCCACGAGUGGCCAACCUCGUUUAUACAACUGAACAUCAAUGGUCUGAACGUACCUGAACGAAAGACCCAACUGGUACAGCUACUACAAAGGAAGCAGUAUGAUGCCGUUUUUCUCCAAGAGUCCAAGCUCGAUUCAAGGAAUAAAGACCCUAUCAUCAAUGGUUAUACUUUGAUCAGAUUAAACAGACCUAAUGCUCUCAACCAUCGAAGUGGUGGGGGUCUGGCCAUCUACAUCAAAAAUGUAACCCGGGACCGACACGUAUUGUGGGGCUCGCCAACAACUGACACUAAUGGUAGACAAGUUGCUGAGUUCAUUGAGGCCAAUGACCUGGUUAGCAAAAAUGAUGGUAGCAUUACUUAUGUUGGUGCCAUUGCUCCUCUUGGUUCGCAUCUCGAUCUCACAUUAGUAAGCAGUCGGUUAGCUAAAGACUGUACGUGGGAAGCAACCAGUCUUCGAGUUUUCCAACAGAUAACAGAUAAUGUAACCAAACCAAACCAAACCAACGACUACCAUUCGACUACCAAUCAACAAGAAAUACCAUGA
Molecule: messenger RNA, 681 nt
Organism: Lottia gigantea (owl limpet)
Lineage: Eukaryota; Metazoa; Mollusca; Gastropoda; Lottiidae
Exons: 4
Coding region: 1-681 (226 amino acids)
Molecular function (GO): catalytic activity
Source: RefSeq, a predicted model, not a curated record